GGUUGGUUCCUGUCACGUGUGAGCUGCAGCUGCUGCUCUCUGACUCUUUACACAACUCUCAAGCAGUUGUUGGUCAGCAGUAAUGGAGUCCAGCAGGAUCCUGAUAAAAGGAGGCAAAGUAGUGAACGAAGACUGCUCCGCGAUCAGCGACGUCUACAUUGAAAAUGGGAAAAUAAUCGCAGUUGGACCGAACCUUCAAAUCCCAACGGGAGCGCGAGUCAUCGAUGCCACGGAUAAGCUGGUGAUGCCAGGCGGCAUCGACACGCACACUCACAUGGAGCUGGCGUUCAUGGGCACCAAGGCUGUGGACGACUUCUACAUAGGGACAAAGGCUGCUCUCGCAGGAGGGACCACAAUGAUCCUGGACUUUGUCAUCCCCCAGAACGGCAAAUCUCUUCUUGAGGCCUACGACCGUUGGCGUCAGACUGCUGACCCCAAAGUUUGCUGCGACUAUUCGCUGCAUGUCGCUGUCACGUGGUGGAGUGAGGAGGUCAAGAAAGAGAUGGAGACUCUGGCCAAAGAAAAAGGAGUGAACUCCUUCAAGAUGUUCAUGGCCUAUAAAGACGUGUUCAUGCUGCAGGACUCGGAGCUUUAUGCUUCGUUCGCCCAGUGUAAGGAGAUCGGAGCUAUAGCUCAGGUUCACGCUGAGAACGGAGAUCUGAUCGCGGAGGGCGCUAAGAAGAUGCUGGCCCUGGGCAUCACUGGACCCGAGGGUCACGAGCUGUGUCGACCAGAGGAGGUGGAGGCCGAGGCCACUCAGAGAGCCAUCACCAUUGCAAAUUCUGUCAACUGCCCACUCUAUGUGGUCCAUGUCAUGAGCAAAUCUGCAGCCAAGGUUGUGGCUAAUGCGCGCAGAGAAGGCCGUGUGGUGUUUGGGGAGCCCAUUGCAGCAGGCCUGGGCACAGAUGGUACCAACUACUGGCACAAGGAGUGGGCACACGCUGCAGGCUUUGUUAUGGGUCCUCCACUAAGACCUGACCCCAGCACUCCUGGGUACCUUAUGGACCUGCUGGCCAAUGAUGAUCUUAGUCUGACGGGGACAGACAACUGCACCUUCUCUGUGUGCCAGAAAGCUCUGGGAAAAGACGACUUCACCAAGAUCCCUAACGGAGUGAAUGGUGUGGAGGACCGGAUGUCUGUCAUCUGGGAGAAGGGAGUGCACAGUGGCAAAAUGGACGAGAAUCGAUUUGUCACCGUCACCAGCACCAACGCAGCGAAAAUCUUCAACUUCUACCCGCAGAAAGGCCGUAUUGCCAAGGACUCGGAUGCUGAUGUGGUUAUAUGGGACCCCAAGAUGACAAGGACCAUAUCAGCCAAGACUCACCACCAGGCUGUGGACUACAACAUCUUCGAAGGUAUGGAGUGUCACGGUGUCGCCGUCGUCACCAUCGCCGGAGGGAAAGUGGUCUAUGAGGAAGGGCAGCUGAAGGUGUCACCAGGGCACGGAAAAUUCAUCCACAGAAAACCCUUCUCCGAGUUUGUUUACAAAAGAAUAACACAAAGGGAGCAGGUGGCACAACCUUCAGCUGUGAUCAGAGAACCCUAUGAAGGCAAAGUCAUUUCUCUGUGAACAACUGAACUAGGACAUGAAAGACACUUUGAGCUCCAGCUGUGUGUCUCCAGUACAAUCCAGAACCAAUCAAAACCAAAACAACUCAGGGCUGUCUCGGCGUGAAAUACUUCUCCGAGAGCAUUCUUCAUUUGACCGUUUUUAAAUAAUUGAAUCCUAUCUACAGUUUUAUUUUUGCACAUUAUCCAGUCAUAUAAAUCUGUGUGUGUGUUGUAGGGGCCUGGGCUUUUUCACACAUGUCUGUUUCAAGACUUAGGUCAAUGCCCUGUUGCCAAAGUAUAAUGCCUUAAAGAAAAUAAACCUUGUGCAAAAUCC
Messenger RNA from Solea solea (common sole), 1885 nucleotides. It is a transcript of the gene dpys, whose product is annotated as dihydropyrimidinase. Gene Ontology annotation, cellular component: cytosol; cytoplasm. The record is from RefSeq and is a predicted model, not a curated record. The transcript has 9 exons. NCBI's taxonomy places the organism in Eukaryota, Metazoa, Chordata, Actinopteri, Pleuronectiformes, Soleidae. Bases 83 to 1570 code for a protein of 495 amino acids. Gene Ontology annotation, biological process: pyrimidine nucleobase catabolic process. Gene Ontology annotation, molecular function: dihydropyrimidinase activity.